UCAGGAUGUAAUAAAAGACAUAACAUUUUCAGUUAGUUACAGGCAGUCUAAUAAAUUAAAUGAUUUGUUAUUACAAUCGAGUUCAAAUUUAUCAUUUUUCAUUACGUUGACCGAUUCUUGUUUGGAGGCUGUAACCCGAAUAAACAAUAACAAGAAAUCUUCCAUCAAACUCCCUGUAUAUUUUACAAGAUGUUCCAAUGAAACAGAUAGUUUAACAAUUCAGUCGACAACUAUAAAGGCAGGUCCAUCGUUGGUGGAAGUCGUUGGACGUUUAUCUACAAAUAUCCUGAGUGUAGAUAUAUUCCAAAGAUUUGAAUCGUCGGAUGGGCUGAAAACUGAUAUGAUACCUCUGACUAUCCUGCCCAAACCUUUUGACUUAUACUUAAAUGUUUCAAACACAUUCAAACAUGGGUCUAUUUCACUUUCAAUUACACAACUGGAUCUAAAGUUGCUCAAGGAUGAAGAUCUGGACAGUUAUGUCAAUGUGAUAAGAGUAGAUGUCCCACCGAGAUGUAAAAUGUUUGCCAAGUUCAUCUUAAAUGAUUCAUCAGAUGAGCUUUUAGUCAGCAUUAAAUUGGGACUCCGGCCGUACUAUGAACUUAUACUGGAAUCAUCAACAAAAAUCAAUGCCAACAUGACUACCUUUAAUGUUCCUUACAGAGUCAUCAAUGAUAAUCAGUUUAUGUAUAUAGGAGUGAUACCUAGUCCGAAUACUCCUCCAGGAAAGACUGUUAAUUUCUCCUUGGAUUAUUUUUGCAAUACCUGUCUAACGAGGUUUCAACAUACUUGGGUGACAAAUUUCUGUUCUGUUGGAGAAGAGACAAGCCAUUCUACGAUUCACUGCACUUGCAAACAUCUGAGUAUAUUCAGUGGAGUUUUUGUUGUUCCUCCAAAAGCAGUCGAUCCGUUCAAAGAAGUUCAUUUAUUUUUAACUGUAAAAGAUAAUCCAUACAUUGUCCUGUAUGUGGUAACUGUUUUGCUUGUCUUUUUACUAUUGUGCAUAUUAGCGAUAUUCAAGGAUCGAAAACAGUCAGCAGCCAGAGAAGUUAUGUAUUUGGAAGACAACUUUCCUGAUGAUAAGUAUUUUUACAUCUUGGCAGUUUUCACUGGUUGUAGGUUUAUGGCAAGUACAAAUGCUAACGUCGGGGUACAGAUAAGAGGAACUAGUGGCAGGAGCCAUGCCCAUAUAUUAAAGUCUAGGGCACGGAAAGUCCUAAGGUACAAUUCUGAUGAUUGGUUCUUGUUGAGUACUUCUGUUCACUUAGGAACAAUCAAUGAAAUUCAUAUUUGGCAUGACAGUAAUGGACGUUUUUCUGAUUGGUAUUGUGAAAAAAUUCUUUUGUAUGACAUAAAUACAUCCACAGUGUACACAUUUUUUGCUGAGGAAUGGAUCGCUUUAGGAAAUAAUAAAUUCCCUGAAGCGUUGUUAUUCCCAGCAACUGCUGACGAUUUCAGGAGCUUAAGUAGAAUCUUUUUUGAAAAUCUCAAACAUGGAAUCACGCACUGUCACAUUUUGGCUGGUAUAUUUUCUCGACAUCGUGACAUUAAAAUGACAAAGCUUGAUAGAGUUGUGAUUAUUUGUUCAAUAAUUAUGUCGGCCAGUCUUAUCGGAAUAUCAUUUUUUAAAUUGGACAAACAUAAACAUGAAGGCAUUGAUGAUUAUCACUAUUCAGUUGGAACUAAGACAUUCAUAAAAGGAGUCCAAAUUUUCCUUUUAAAUGCCUUUUUUAUUGUAUUUUUUCAGACAAUUUUUAAAUUGAGCUACUUCAUAGAAGGCCAAGGGAAAGAAAAUGAUUUUAAGAUAUAUGAAGGAGAAACAGAAUCAAGAUAUUAUUCAGUAGGAAAUAAACAAUCUUACUCAAUGUUUUUAAAACCAGCAAAACGGUCUCACAUGACUUCUUAUGAAAAGUUUGUUCAAAUGAUAUACAAGGUUUACAGACCUAUGACACAUUUGCCUGUAGUUCUAUCAAGAUCUUCUCAAGUGAUCACUAGGAGGCCUGUAUAUUAUGCAAUUGCCUGGAUGAGUAGUAUACUUACCAUUUCUCUUUGUUCUUACUUCAUCAUUCUUUACGGCUUGAAAAUGGGAGAAAAUAAGAGCAAAAAAUGGAUAAGUUACAUUGGCUUUGCUAUGAUAAAUCACUUUGUUGUCUUGAUCCCAAUUAAAAUAGUAUUAGUGGCUGUAAUCUUGGCAUCUCAUUUUGUACAUUUAGUCCCGAUUUCAAAUUAUAAAUUGAAAACCGAAGACGUCGUACAAAUGAAAAAUGAAAUUGAUCAUCAUGGGGUACUACAUAAAAGAAGAAGCUGUUUUUACCACCCACUGAACAUCGAAUCCAUGACGAAUAUAAGGGAGCAAAGAGAACGCCUUAAUCAAGUUUUCAAAAUAAUGAAUUUAGUCUUAAUUUCAUCUGUUAUCAUUGUUGUAGUAGUGGCAGGUAUUCAGGGAGACCGUUACUUUGAUGCUAACCAACACAUAAAAAUGAUGUUUCAAUUACAUGGCAACAACUACAUCAGGAGUUUCUCCAAAGUUAGCAAUAGGAGUCAGUUUUUGGAUUACUUGAUGGAUACUGUAGUCAACUCGGACACAUUUUACAGGAAAAUGUGGUACAACAAAUACAGUCUUAGUGACUCGUUUCUGCAAGAAAUAAUUUCCUGGGCAAGUGAUUGCACUUAUCAGGUUAUCGGUGUUCCUGUGCUUCGUCAGUUGCGAGUCAUUCCAAAUACAUGUAGUAUCAAUGAAGUGUUCAAGAAUAUAAUUUAUGAGUGCAUCCCGGCCUGGAGUGUGGACGUACAAGACAAUGAUAAUUACGACUACAAGUGGUCAUUGAUUGAAUGGAGAGCUCAAUACUCAAGUUCCGAAUGGACAUUCCAAACCCCUAAGAAUUCUGAGUUGCCAUUCUCAGACAGUGUUAGUGGCAUAAGCUAUCCUCGCGGAGGUUAUAUCGCUAAACUCGGCACAACAAGGUAUCAGAAUAACUACAAGCUGCUCCGACUCAUCGACGGACGCUGGGUAGACCAAUACACUCGUGUUGUUUUUGGUGCAUUCACUCUUUACAACGUCAAUACUCACAUAUUUACCCAGAUUAGAUUUGUAGCAGAACACCUACCAACCGGAUUAUAUCUGACAAAGGUAGAGGUUGAAUCCGUCGCACCAACCUUUCAUGAGGCACUUUACAGUAUAGUGUAUAUUGUUUACACAUUCGUUCUAACUUGUAAGACUUUUAUUACAGUCCACAGACAUGGUAAAGAUUUUAUAAAACUCAAAAACAUAUUUCAGAUGUUCCUAAUAGGGCUAGGGAUACUAACCAUUGUGUUUAUUGUGAUACACAUUCAUGUAUCAUCGGCGUAUAUUUCCAACUUCCAGAAAGAUGAAUCAGGUGUUGUGUUCCAGUUCUAUAAUAUCAUCAAAUACCAAGCAAUAUCCAACAAGUUGUCGAUACUUUUCUUUGCUGGUUUGGUGGUGAGACUCUUAAUGCUUUGGACUUUUGGUAAAGUGUACUUGAACACUGCUGUUACACUACAAGUGAUGGCAUCCACCCUGAUACUAGUCUGUGUUUGUGUGGUGAUUCUUUGUUUCAACCAUUGGAAAAUAUUAAACUUUUUGAAUUUUUUCUCAUUUUCAAGACAAGAUUGUGUAAUGAGAGGGUCUGUCACUUUAAUUGCUCAUCGAUGCUUUCAAGAUAGCCCGAUAAAUACAAUAUUUUAUAUGAUUAUAAGGGCAAUACUUUGUCUACUGCUUAUUUUGUUUUCAGUUGAGUAUAAGUUGGUAAAAUAUAGAUCUGAUAGCUGAAGGAAGUUGGACUUUUUGUUUGAUGGAGACAAUUUAGUGGCUGCAACAAGCGUUGUUCAAUAGCUAUAACAA
Messenger RNA from Macrosteles quadrilineatus (aster leafhopper), 3859 nucleotides. Its product is annotated as polycystic kidney disease protein 1-like 2. Gene Ontology annotation, molecular function: calcium channel activity; protein binding. NCBI's taxonomy places the organism in Eukaryota, Metazoa, Arthropoda, Insecta, Hemiptera, Cicadellidae. Gene Ontology annotation, cellular component: membrane. The coding region runs from base 341 to 3787 and encodes 1148 amino acids. The transcript has a single exon. The record is from RefSeq and is a predicted model, not a curated record. Gene Ontology annotation, biological process: detection of mechanical stimulus.